AUGAUGCAGAACGACACGACAUGUUUAGUUCAUUGCAGUGCCGGUGUUGGAAGGACAGUCUAUGAAACAAAAUUGAAUAAAACAUCGGUAACAACAGAUGAUUCUGAAAGACGAACAGCAACCCUGAAUCUCGAUUUUUCAAAAUACCUUAAAAAGUAUGACAUUCGAUUUAAAAUGGGUCAUCAAGGAUUUUGGGGUUUUGGUGCUAAAACAAAAGUAAAUGUUUAUAUCAAAGUUUUUGAUAAAAACGGACGUUUCUCACAAGAUAUUCAAUUGUAUAAAUCAAAAUUACAUCACCGUCCGUUUAUUUCAAAUCAAAUUGACCAGUUUGAAGUGGGUAGUACAGCAAAGUUAGGACCCAUUUCUAAAAUAGAGUUAUGGCAUGAUGGCAAAGAUCGUGAACGUUUGCACUGUCAUACAAUCGAACUGACCGAUCAAGAUAAUGGAAAAAUAUAUUGUUUUCAAAUAAAACAGUGGCUGGAAGAAAAUACUCGUUUAGAAUUAAUAGAUUAUGACAAUAAACGAUGUAUCGAUGUAGAUAUGGAACAUCAUAAAUCACCAGAACGACAGAGUGUCAUACAACGAGAUCAAUACGAGAAGGAUGAGCAAAGUUUGGCGUUCAGUACACAAAAAAUGCAAACAGAAUUGCAACAGGACACAAACACAUAUUCGGAUGUAUCAACAACGACAUCUAACAAUGAAACAAAUCAAAAUUUGUUUAAAAUUAGAACAAGAGUUGGACAUAAGGGAUUUCUACGAUUGGGUGCUGGAGGUACGAGUGCCCUUGUUUCUGUCCGUUUACACGAUGGUAGCAAUAUUUCGGAUUAUGUCAUAUUGAAUGAGUCGUUGACUCAUAAUAGUCCGUUUGAGGCUGGUCAUACCGAAUUUAUCAUUGAUGAAUCGUGUGAAGAAAAUGAAUAUCGUGAACAUCAUAUGAAAGAUAUGUAUAAAACUGAAUAUGAAGUAAGAACAAAAACGGGUACGACUGAUGUUGACAAUGAUCCGUCACACACUAUAAAUGUUUAUGUAAAAUUAUUCGAUGCUAAAAAACAUACGGAAGACAUGUUAUUACAAAAUUCAAAACAUCAUACACAACCAUUUAAACAGGGAAAAAUUGAUAAAUUUGAUGUAGGAAGUAUUCAAACAAUGGGUGAUAGUAUUGAUAAAGUUGAACUGUGGCAUGAUAAACCUGAUUUUAACUGGUUUUGUGAUUGGAUUGAAAUCAAAAAUAAACGAACGGGAAAAGUAAAAUGUUUUGGUGUUAAUCGUCUUUUAUCCAAACAUUUACCAGAUGGUUUAUCAAAAGUGAUAUUAACAGAUCAUUCUCAUUUUCCAUGCGAUAAAACUCGACAUGGAUUACAUGAUUUAACAAAAAAUGAUGCUGUAGAAGAUCAAAUGCACUCACAGAGACAAUCAUCAAAGUUACAUACAAAUAUUUUACCUAUAUCCAAUGCGUCACCAGAUCCAAAAAAUUUUCUUAAAAAAUAUACUGUAAAAACAAAAACUGGUUCAAAAACUAUGUCUCCAACUGAUGUCAAUGUUUUUCUUUGCAUCUAUGACAUGAAUAAGAAACAAAGUGAAAUUAUCCAACUUUACCAAACAGUAACCAAUAAAAUUCCAUUUCAAAAAGAUGAAUUAGAUGAAUUUCAUGUUGGUUCUAUUCAUGAUCUCAAAGAUAUAUCCGCUAUUGACCUUUGGCAUAAUGGGAAGAAAAAUCUGGGCUGGUACGUUGAGUUUAUUGAAAUAAAAGAUGUUGAAACGGAAAAACUAUAUUGUUUUCCGGUUGGAAAGUGGUUAGAUUUGAAUCCAAAUGACCAUAGCACAAGCGUUCAUUUAACAGAAUAUAAGUCAGAGCCAUGUGUUGGAAAAUUGCAUGAUCCAGAAGUGAAACAACUGAGAACAAGUAGUCUUACGGAUACGUUCUAUUCAGAUGAGAAGCCAAUUCAGUCCAAAUUUCAAGUGAGAACAAAAAAGGGUAUCAAAGGAUUGUUCGAUGGUGCACACACUGAUGCUAAUGUGUACUUGAAAUUGUAUGAUGGAGCAAUUGAAUCGGAAUCAAUUAAAUUAGAGAAAUUAAAGAAUCGCAAGAGUAAAUUUGAACACAAUCAAACAGACAUAUUUGAUGUUGAAUCACUGACAAAACUUAAUCAUGUUGAUAGGGUAGAUAUUUAUCAUGAUGGUGACCAACAAGAUGGAUUGUUUGUUGAUUCUCUAGAAAUCAAAAAUAAGAGAACAGGUGAACUACGCUGUUUUUCAAUUAGAAAACAUUUGGACAAACAUGACGCUGGUCAACGAACAUAUGCGAGUUUGACAGAAUAUCAUCGUAUCACAUGUGACAAUAUGAAAAAACAAACAGCCAAAGAUUUAGUGAAAACCGACGUACACAAAACAGCCAGAGAAUCAUUACGUCGAUCAGCGGUGAUGUCUGAGUUGAAAACCACGUAUCACCUACAAACCAAGACGGGCAAAAAAGGCAUGCUUGGACUAUCACAUACCGGAACAAGUAAACCCUACAAACUAUUCUACUCCAUCAUCAUU
Molecule: messenger RNA, 2538 nt
Organism: Didymodactylos carnosus
Lineage: Eukaryota; Metazoa; Rotifera; Eurotatoria; Philodinida; Philodinidae
Source: the annotation of a GenBank genome assembly